AUGGUGGGCGUGGCAGGGGGAGUGGUCGGCCCGUCGGCGAGUGUGAAUUUUAGAGAACAUUUUAGAGGCCCCCAUCGUGACGGCGUAUAGGCAUUUUUACAUUUUGUAAGCCAAUUCUCCUGCAAUUCUACACAUUUCUCCAUGGAGCUGAGACAUUUUUGCAGUUUUAAAGGGAUACUUUGGGAUGCUAAAUUGUGCUAAUGCUAGUUAGCAUUGGCUCACGAAACUACCUCCAAACUUCUUUCAUACUGGACACAGAAACAUACAAAUGGGAUCCACUAAUGAAUCUGUCUCUGGGGAGGUAGAUAAAGGGCCUCAUUGCCAACAUCCCGAAGGAUCCCUUUAAAGCAAAUGUCUUGUAUUCUGCCAUGGAGCUGAGAUCAAAUCUUUUCAGUUUGAAAGCUAAUUUCCUGUAAUUCUAUGCAUUUUGCCAUGGCUAAUGCUGUGUUCUUUUGCUCAAACAUAAUAACAAUCUAUACUGCUAAAUUCAUUUUUUAAUUUUUCAUUCUUUCUUCUUCCUGACUGUCUAGCUUUUUAUUUUUGGUGAUUUAAUAGUUCUCAAAGAUUAUAUUAUAUAAAAAAAAUAGGUACAUCAUCUUUUCUAUAUACUUUAUAUCUGGUUUUAGUCGUUUAAGCUAACACUGAAAUGCUUUUUCCAUCCCAAAAAACAAAACAAUCAAAACAUUUAUAUCCCUGGCGAAAGUAUCACAAGUGUCCUUGACAAUUUGGCAUAUAACCCGUCCAAUUCCACCUGAAGCUACAGAAUCUCUGCUGAAGGUUUUCACUUUUAGUCAUACACCCUGUCGGAUAGCGAGCCCAUUUGUCAUAAGCACUGAAGCGAUCGGACAGACUACAGAGGAACAUUCCGCUUCCCUGCUUCCUCUCGUGUGAGAGUGCAUGGAUAAGGUCCAGGGUUUGUUUGGGACUUUACGUAACCUGGGAUUAUGUCUGCCCCUAAUGAGUUAGAAAAAAUUAAAAAAUCUUAAAUGUAGAGGGUUGCUUGUUAAGCUAAUUACCGUUAGCUAGUUUCUGGUGAUUUUUUUUAUUUUAUUUUUAUUCUCAGCCUCUCUCCAAGAUGUAUUUAUUUAUCAAAUGUCCAGUGUUUGAACAUGGAACAGUGGCCUAAAGGGAUGGUGUGGAAAGCAAGCACUAUUUCAUCCAUUACUCACUUCUGUCAUCUCCCUCUCUCUUCUCUCACCUCUCUCUCUCCCUCCCCCCACCCCCCCCCCUCACCCUCCUAGCUGGUGAGUAGCAUCGAUCGACGCCGGCAAGGCCUACAACACGGCAAACAGACAGUUUGUCAACGGAAUCCGCGAGCUCGCUGCGAGCUCCACCAAAGAUGAGGUCAUUGAGGUAAAAGACCUAUAAGUAACCUAGCUCGAGCUUCUCAAGUCAAAACUGUCCGUUCAUACUGUUAGAAAACCGCCAGUUUCCCCAACUUUCUCUCUUUAGUGGGACUCCUCUGUUUUUAAUCUUCUCUCACAUUUCUGCGUUGAGGCCUGCAUUUCUGCUCCUUUUUUUGUUGUAUAUUUCCUUUACAGCUUCUCCCCUGGGUCUGAAGUUCAGCCAAAGUGCAUAUUUUUUUUGAAAGAAUGCCCUGGCUGAAGAAUUCUCCCUGGAAGCACCCAUUUAUUGCUCAAGUUUCAAAUGACCUAAAGCAGCGUAGCAGUACAGUAGAGGAUUUCCUCUUACCCGUACCUCAGUCACUGUCAGGAGGUUCUACUAGUCUGGAAUUCACUGUUUAUACCCUGUCGCUCAUACGUGUGUGUGUGUGUGUGUGUGUGUGUGUGUGUGUGUGUGUGUGUGUGUGUGGUCUGUCGUGUGUGUUUCAGGGCUCCAGACUUAACAUUUUCCCCCUGCUGCCACUUAAUUUUACAGUUGGUCGCACCAGCCCAUGAUUUGGUCGUUACUAGAAAAAAAUCUGCGGCAUCACGCAAUAGAAAAAAAUAAGUAAUUCCUUAUAAAGCCAUUCACAGUGCUUUAUUAAGAGGUGCAAUAGACUACUGGGAUGGUAUUCAAUAAAUAUGUUGUAUCUAACACGUCCAUGCAGGAAUGCAUGAUUCAAGAUAUUUUUGACGUGCAAUCUCCAGUGAUUGUCAGGAAUUUUGGGUUGACACUUAGGCUAUUGUAAUAAUAUGUGACAAUUCAGAUGCCCUAUUUUAACAAUAUUUUAUUCAAUAGAUAUUAAAUUGCCUACGUCUUUAUGUGCACUAAUAUCAUAGGCUAUUUUAUUUGGAGCUAAUUCACCACCUCAGUAAGUGGAAACUUACCUCUGGUAGGCAUGUAUUAAUCUAACAGGAAGUUCAAUGUCCUAAAAAAACAGAUGCAGUUGUAGCCUACUACCCAAUGAGGCCAAUAUGCACUCGCAAUGGCCGAUGCGCAUUUCGCACACUCCCUAUCUCAAAAGCCAUAUCAAAUAUCUUAAUUGUAAAAUAGUUGUUAUAGAGCGCAAAUGAGAAAUAUAAAUUAUACCUACAGAAAGCUGAGAACCUCCUCUCUUUAAGUGUGUUUCUCCUGCAAUUGGAUUUUGAAAUGUUAUAGCCUACAAUCAGGACAAAACACUUUUUUUCUCCCAGUACGCAGGGGGGAGAGGGAGGGAGGAGGGAGGGAGUGAGUGGCUUGCUCAUCACAGCAGCAGGCCCCAGCGAAACGGGCAAAGUGGCAGGGCAGAGACUUUCUUUACAGGAAUCGUGAGGAUAAUGCACAUUUACUGUUUGAUCAAAUCAUGGUUUUAGCCUCCUAAACGAAAUUGGACGUUUGGAGUGAAGUGACCAUGUAGAAUUGGCAGCACACACCGACGAAACCAAUUAAAAAAUGUAACACACUGCCAAGUCAAAGGGUCGCAAAAUGCGACUAAAUGGUUGCAGCCUGGAGCCCUGUGUGUGGGACUAUUUCAUACAAUAGCACUAUUAUCCAUGGAUGGAUGGAUGGAUGGAUGGAUGGAUGGAUGGAUGUAUAAUACAUGUUUUUACAUAGCACUGUUCUGUCCCAUGUAUCUGUACACACGUCACAAUACAGAUAGAUCUACAGACCUAGUAUCUUAUAUACAGACCUAAGACCUAGUGUCUUAUAUACAGACCUAGUGUCUUAUAUACAGACCUAGUGUCUUAUAUACAGACCUAGUGUCUUAUAUACAGACCUAGUGUCUUAUAUACAGACCUAGUGUCUUAUAUACAGACCUAGUGUCUUAUAUACAGACCUAGUGUCUUAUAUACAGACCUAGUGUCUUAUAUACAGACCUAGUGUCUUACGUACGGACCUAGUGUCUUACGUACGGACCUAGUAUCUUACGUACGGACCUAGUGUCUUACGUACGGACCUAGUGUCUUACGUACGGACCUAGUAUCUUACGUACGGACCUAGUAUCUUUGUGUUACACUCCUUUUUUUCUCCCACAGUCCAGUCUCACAACGUUUGCUGAGAGUCUGCAAGAGAUGAUCAACUAUCACACGGUACGGCUGGCGACAUUUGAUUUAAAACAGAACGUGGUUGUGAUAUACACCAGUUAAGUGCCAGUGGGUGGUUUUAACAGGAAUGGGACCUUAAAAUAGUCUGGGCUUUCAUCACUCUGAAAAACAGAACUGCAAAACCCAAAAACAUCUCAUGAUCAUGCUUUAACCGCAUGUAAUAGGGAACAAGCAUCCUGCCUGCUUAAAUACAUCCCUAGUCCCUUCUUUCAAGUGUGGGAGGACACUUCUUAAUGUCCUACCCUCUCUAUCAAUACCCCCUAAACCCCAUGGUGCCUCAGGGCAAGUUUUUUUUUAGAUGGUGACUUAACACUGGAGAGACCUCCCUAGUCCUGUCUUGGUGUCCUACCCCGUCCCCAUACUCCCUAAACCCCAGGGUCUGAGACCAAUGACUCAACACUGGAGACUGCAGUGAGAUCAGCUGAAUGAUUUGUUAAAGUUUGCUACUCAGUGUUAACCCGAGCACAUGAUCCUUAAAGCACAGAGCCAAAUCUGUUUUGUCACCGGAGCACGGCACUCCAGUCCAGUCCCAACCACACACUGGUCGUAUUGUCUGGCCCCGCAUCAGCAGGCUCAACACCGUGAGGCCUUCAGCUUUGGUGUCUUUGAGGCUAAUUCUGCUGACCGUCCGUUUUGAAGGAAGUUAAAGUUCUACGAGUCGGUCUCUGACUAACUAGCGAGAAUGAACACUGCAUCACAGCAUGUCAUUAUUGAGCGGAUUGGGUUUUGAAACCUAUAGGCUGUUGUGCAUUAGAAUAUGCGCCUGAAAGGUACAGUCCGAUCAAUGCUGAUUUUUGUCAUGUUUUGUGAACUCACCUAUAAAGUAGAGGGGUACACACCCUGGUUUGUUGAGGUGCCGACUGGCAGAACAUACACACCAUUCCAUGUAAAGAAAUGAGUUUCACACGCUCCAGCUCGUAAUAUUUAAAAUAUAAAAAAGGUUGUGACUGUUACUCGGUUGCAUAAAGUACUAAUCAGUCGUGUUUCUCUGCUUAGAUUUUGUUUGACCAGGCCCAGCGAUCGAUUAAGACGCAGCUUCUAACGUUUGUCAAAGAGUAAGUAUCUCGACACAUCACUGUUAAGAGUAUUCUUCUUGUACACAAUAACAAUGGACAUUAUGUUAUGAACAGUAGCAGUGCGGUCGUGUUUUCUGUAGUGUCCAGUUUUUUUUGUUUUUGUCUAUUUUGUAUAUAUUUCUCAAUUUUACUUUUCAUUCUUUAACUAAAAUAUUCUUUCCUGCAACCCGCCUCACCCAACGUGGAAAGGAUUCUAUUAUUUCUUUAUAACUUUUAUCAAGAACCUUAAGCUGAAACUAGUCUAGCUGCAACCGAAUAGCUACUUGCUAUUAGCCACAGUUAGCAUCUUCACCAUUGUCCGUGGCCUGCACUGCCCACCAGCCAGCUCUAGCCUGGACAAUUUGUCGGCCAGUCUGCACAGCGUGCUAUCGACCCAGAGCAUAUCGGAUUUUCUGCCGGAAUCACUGGACCCUAGCGCCGGAUCAUCGCAACUAGCUAGCUGCAACAGAAUGGCUGUUGUCGUUGGCUAAUUACCAUUGCCCCUUAGCAAGCAUUUAGCCUUGAGCUAGCCUCGAGCCAGGCCCAUCUCCCGGCUAUCUACCUCUCUGUCAACCGGACGGGACCUCCUAGUGUUGACACGGAGCCCCGCCGAUCCAACACGACUGGUCUGCCGAAAAAAAUUGUCUGAUGUGGUUUCAACAGGCUUCCCGUUACGACGUCGACCACGAAGAUCCAUCUGCUAGCCCCGGCCCACUAGCACACGCAAGCUAUGCCUCUUGCUCGCCAGUGCUAUAGCAGCCCCCGAACUACCUCCGAACUCUCCUAUUGCUGUUCACCGGAUCUUAUGAUAACUCAGCUAUACAGCUGAUGCCUGCUGGACUGUUCCUUUAUACGGUACCGCAUCCUGUUUAUGUUUAGCCUCAGCCCAAACUUUGUCGCCAUUACCAGCUGUUGUCUUAGCUCUCUCGAAUAACACCUGUGAUUGCUUUAUGCCUCUCUCCCAUGUCAAUAUGCCUUGCUUAUUGCUGUUUAGGUUAUUUCUUAUUGUACUAUUUCACUGUAGAGCCCCCAGUCCAGCUCAACCUGCCUUAGAUAGCUCCUUGGUCCCACCCCCCAUACACGCGGAGACCGACUCAAUCGGUGCCUCCAGAGAUGCUAUCUCUUUCAUCGUUACCCAACGCUUAGGUUUACACUACAAUGUUACAAAUACCUAGGUGUCUGGUUAGACUGUAAACUCUCCUUCCAGACUCACAUUAAGCAUCUCCAAUCAAAAGUUAGAUCUAGAAUCGGCUUCCAAUUUCGCAACAAAGCCUCCUUCACUCAUGCUGCCAAACAUGCCCUCAUAAAACGGACUAUCCUACCGAUCCUUGACUUCGGCAAUGUCAUUUACAAAAUAGCCUCCAACACUCUACUCAGCAAAUUGGAUGUAGUCUAUCACAGUGCCAUCCGUUUUGUCACCAAAGCCCCAUAUACUACCCACCAUUGUGACCUGUACGCUCUUGUUGGCUGGCUCUCACUACAUAUUCAUCGCCAAACCCACUGGCUCCAGGUCAUCUAUAAAUCACUGCUAGGUAAAUCGCCGCCUUAUCUUAGCUCAUUGGUCACCAUAGCAACACCCACCCGUAGUAUGCGCUCCAGCAGGUAUAUCUCACUGGUCAUCCCCAAAGCCAACAUCUCCUUUGGCCGCCAUUCCUUCCAGUUCUCUGCUGCCAAUGACUGGAACGAAUUGCAAAAAUCUCUGAAGCUGGAGACUCUUAUCUCCCUCACUAACUUUAAGCAUCAGUUGUCAGAGCAGCUUACUGAUCACUGCACCUGUACACAGCCAUUCUGAAAUUAGCCCACCCAACUACCUCAUCCCUAUAUUGUUAUUUAUUUUGCUAAUUUGCACCCCAGUAUCUCAACUGCAAUCUCAAGUUGCACAUGUUUUGCACAUCUAUCAUUCCAGUGUUAAUACGAAAUUGUAAUUAUUUUGCACUAUGGCCUAUUUAUUGCCUUACCUCCAUAACUUACUACAUUCGCACACACUGUAUAUUUUCUGUUGUAUUUUUGACUGUACGUUUUGUUUACCCCAUAUGUAACUCUGUGUUGUUGUUGUUUUUAUCGCACUGCUUUGCUUUAUCUUGGCCAGGUCGCAGUUGUAAAUGAGAACUUGUUCUCAACUGGCUUACCUGGUUAAAUAAAGGUUAAAUUAAAAAAGUAUAUUUUGUAUUCAACAUCCAAAUGGUUUCUGAUAGAUCAUGGCCUAGGUCUAAAAUAACUAAGGAAGCAAAUGACAUGGUGGAGUUGAGCCGUGUAAAAUAAAUUCACACAGCACAACUGCUCAAAAGGAGGAAGCUCACGCACACAAACAGCACAUCAACACGAUGAAGAAUGGGAUGAGAUGAAGUCCGGGAUGCAAUGUGGAAUACUCGGUUAUUUGUUCAGAAUAUUAGGUCCUGUUAAUGUAGUGUACAGCUUGUACAUGUUUGCUAACCUACUAGCUAAUGCACCCACAUUUUCCCCAGACAGUUUGCGUAAGCGUUUAAGCCUGCGGGGAAACCUCAUUUUAUUUCAUUAUGCGGGAUUAGCCAGCUGCCUUUGCCCAAACAUGAGCUAAACUCCUACGUCAGUGUUUUUUUUUUUUUUUUUAAGAAUCACUCAAAACCAUCUUACUGAACAAUUACUCACUCCUCCUAAGCAGUCCAAGGUGACUUUGUUUCACUCAGACUCGAGCAGUACAAGCCAAAAAAACAAGAUUUUAGGACAUUUUGAGUUGAAGUAGUGGCCUUUUGUCCUUCUGUUUUAGAGUAAAUAGUGUCCUCAUAUCUGUGCCAAUUCAUUCUAAAUGUACAAUUCACACUGCACACACUAGCAAAUGAUUUCAAGCUUUAACAUAGAGUUCCAAUUGGAAGUUGUCAGGGUGCAUGUGAGGCUAAUAUCAGAAUAGUCAUUAAUUGCUUCGUCAAAUACUUAACUGGAGUAAUAUGACAUGUCACCCUGAAGACAGUAGACUCAUUUGUACUCACAGGAAGGGAGAGAAAUUAGAUGUUUAGGGCCAUUUGCUUCCCUUAAAAAUAUUAUAGACCUAGAAUAUAGAAUAUAUAAUUUUUCCUCUAAUGAUUUAGCUAGGCUGCUUGUUAAUAAUUAUUUUCAAUGUCUCACAUUUUCUUAUUUUCGCCAGAAAAUCUCACUAGCUCUGUAUGUUUUUGAAACCAGAGAAUCUCACUGCCUUCUCCAAAACAUGGCUGCAAAGAAUCGGUGGUCUCAAAAAGAAAAUGAACAAUUGAAUGCCAAUGAAUGAAAGAAAGAGGCCUAUAUUCCUGGAAAUGAAGUACAAUUUGACUAGACUGACAAACAUUUAGCCGAGAUGAGGCUUCCUCAGUGUCAUUUCUUGCCUAUGUUUCACCCCGCCGCCCUUAGGGACCUGCGUAAGUUCAAAGAGGCCAAGAAGCAGUUUGACAAGGUGAGCGAGGAGAAGGAGGCGGCGUUGACCAAGAACGCCCAGGCGCCGCGCAACAAGCAGCACGAGGUGGAGGAGGCCACCAACAUCCUGACGGCCACACGCCAGUGCUUCCGCCACAUCGUCCUUGACUACGUCCUCCAGGUACAGACCAAGGAUCAGUUUGCCUUAAAUCCUUAA
Messenger RNA from Coregonus sp. 'balchen', 8102 nucleotides. The record is from the annotation of a GenBank genome assembly. NCBI's taxonomy places the organism in Eukaryota, Metazoa, Chordata, Actinopteri, Salmoniformes, Salmonidae.